GUCUUCACGACGUCGCUUCCUCAAGCAGCACCGCUCGUCGUCUUCUGAGUCUUCAACCUAUUAGCUUCCUCCGCUGACCAUAUCGCAGAGCGGCGACUCAGACACCCAAAUUGCCCGCCCGCCCGCUCGACUUCCGAUUCCGCGAGUUGUCUCAAUUCUCCCGUUGCGUUGAAGGAAAAGAUGGAAUCCCUAGCUGCUUCGAAAUGGACAAAUUCCCUCCUUUAUUUGACUUUGAUACUCUCCACCGUCUUCCUCCUUCACUCCCAAAUCGCCACCAAUUUGCUCGUCGGCCACCACCCGCUGCGCCUGAAGCGUUCCCCGGAUCUCCCUCUCCGAUUUCGGGACGAUGGCACCUUCAAAAUCCUCCAGGUCGCCGACAUGCAUUUCGGGACCGGGAUGGUCACCCGUUGCAGAGAUGUGCUGCCUUCCGAGUUCGACUACUGCUCCGAUCUCAACACCACUCGCUUUGUCCGGCGAAUGAUCGAGCUUGAGAAGCCCGAUUUCAUCGCUUUUACAGGAGACAAUAUCUUUGGAAGUAGUACAACUGAUGCUGCUGAAUCCUUGCUUCGUGCAUUUGGUCCAGCCAUGGACUCUGAAAUUCCAUGGGCAGCAGUGUUAGGUAACCAUGACCAAGAAUCUACAAUGACUCGGGAAGAAUUAAUGUCUUUUAUAUCGCUUAUGGAUUACUCAGUGUCACAAGUCAAUCCAUGGGCGGAUGUACCGGCCAAUUAUGUGGAGUUACCCAAAAGGAGGAAAAUCGAUGGCUUUGGAAACUACGAUCUCCAAGUAUAUGGUCCGCCUGGUUCUGUUUUGGCAAAUGACAGCGUCAUGCAUCUUUACUUCCUUGACAGUGGAGACAGAGAAGUAGUCCAAGGAAGACGUACUUAUGGGUGGAUUAAAGAAUCUCAACUUCAUUGGCUUCGUGGCGUUUCAAAGCGAAAUAAGGAGCAGAUUGAGAAUCUCAAUCACAUGGCAGAGGUUUCACGGAUGCCUAUAAAUCCUGCACUGGCUUUCUUUCACAUCCCAAUUCCUGAAAUUCCACAGCUGUACUAUCAGAAGAUCGUCGGCCAGUUUCAGGAAGGCGUUGCUUGUUCUUUGGUGAACCCAGGAGUCUUGAAGACCUUUGUAUCAAUGGGGGAUGUGAAGGCUGUUUUUAUGGGGCAUGAUCAUACCAAUGAUUUCUGCGGGACUUUAAAUGACAUCUGGUUUUGUUAUGGUGGUGGAUCUGGAUACCAUGGUUAUGGAAAACCCGGGUGGCCACGCAGGGUCAGAGUUAUAUCAGCCGAACUGGGAAAAGGUGAAAUGUCAUGGAGAGGAGUUGAAAGAAUCAGAACCUGGAAGCGUCUAGACGACAAAGGAUUGUUUACCAAGAUUGAUGAACAAGUCUUGUGGGAGUUGCAGCAGUCAAGUUGACCUUAUAACUUGUAUUUGCCAUAUGUAAAAAAAUUGAUGUCCAUCUUGCUGUUGUAAGAUUACCAUCAGGCCUAAUUUUAGGCGGAUUGCACCUGCUAAUUGGCUUCCUGCAGCGAAUUGUGUGGAGGUUGUUCUCAUAAACAAUCUUGCUUCUCUUAUUGCUUGGAGAUUCAGGUGUAAAGCAAUGCACAGGAGAAGGCUAGUUAUUGAGGAAGGAGCAAACAAUAUGCAGGUUUGGGUUUUGGACUUUUCCCUUGUACAGCACUCAUUUGACGUUUAUUUAUCUAAUGAUGUGAUUGGUGUCUAAAAGUGGCCUGCUGUUCGAGGUUAUGAACAUGGGAACAUUUGUGCACCUUAGUAUCUGUUUGUGUUCUUGCUAUCUCAUCUGCUUCUCAUGUCAUCAACUGCUUUUAUCAUUAGGGUCAUGUAUGACUUGAAAGCAGUAUUUGUUAUAGUUCUUGGUAGUAUUUAG
Molecule: messenger RNA, 1885 nt
Organism: Linum tenue
Lineage: Eukaryota; Viridiplantae; Streptophyta; Magnoliopsida; Malpighiales; Linaceae
Source: the annotation of a GenBank genome assembly